This is a messenger RNA of Carassius auratus (goldfish), 1321 nucleotides long. RefSeq names its product LIM domain transcription factor LMO4. The transcript has 5 exons. The record is from RefSeq and is a predicted model, not a curated record. Lineage: Eukaryota; Metazoa; Chordata; Actinopteri; Cypriniformes; Cyprinidae. The coding region runs from base 308 to 778 and encodes 156 amino acids.
CAUAAAAAGCCCCUCGCCGCCUCACGAGUCUGUGAGCUUCAGCUUCACUCGAUGAAACAUCUGACGGAAUAAACCUGCCUUCGAGUCCACGCGCUCUCGAGUUCUUCUUCUGGAGCGCUGCACAAUGCAACGGAGCCAGUAACUCACUGUCCAGAAAAGCGACGCUGAUCAAACCGUGUUGCCCUGUUACUGUAAAAUGUGGGCGUGAAGAGGACAGUCAUAAGAGCGCGAGGUCUUGGGGUGGAUAACUUCUACUUUAUAUAGAGUAACAACUCACUGGAGUAUCGAAGCUCUUCAAGCUGUAGCUAUGGUGAACAGUCAGGUUACCGGCGGCGUGUGUGCGUCCAGGUCGUGCGCAGGCUGUGGGGGUCACAUCGCUGACCGUUUCCUGCUCUUCUCCAUGGAGCGCUACUGGCACACGAGCUGCCUCAAGUGUUCAUGCUGUCAGGCUCAGCUGGGAGAGAUCGGGACCACCUGCUACAGCAAAGGAGGCAUGAUCCUCUGCAGAACAGACUACAUCAGGUUGUUUGGGCACACAGGGGCCUGCAGUGCAUGUGGUCAGUCCAUUCCCGCCAGUGAAAUGGUCAUGCGAGCACAGGGCAACGUCUACCACCUCAAGUGCUUCUCCUGUGCAACGUGCAGAAACCAGUUGGUCCCCGGUGACCGAUUCCACUAUGUGAACGGCACACUAUUUUGCGAACACGACCGGCCAGGAGCUUCACUCCUUAAUCCUCACCUGCAGAGCAACCCGGUGCUACCGGACCAGAAAGUUUGCUGAAGGACUGCUUCUUCCUCUGUCUCUCUGCUUACCCUCCAGUGUCCUUCCAAUCCCAGCUCUUCACUGACAUCCUCCACACACCCCUCCUUUAAAGCACUUAUAUUUUUACAGCCUAAAUUCUUAGGCUUAAAUGAAAAAGUUUCUUUUGAGAGGGGAGAACGAGUUUGGGCUGAGAGCGAGGGAAACAAGUCUUUAUAUUUGACUUCAUAUGAAACUCUGGUGGAUUGUGGCUUUCUUGCCCCCUGAAAACAGAAGUGACUUCUAUUUUCUCACAGGAUAUCCUGCCUCUCUCACAUCUAACCUCAGUGAGAGGGCUUCAGCUGAAAGCAAUUGAUGCUUUUGAGUCAAGAUGAAACCGUGUUUACAACCCAUUAUUGUCCAUAAUCUGAAACAUACACGAUUUAAAAAGGAUACAUAUUAUUUUAUCCCAGUUUGUACUGAAUACAGUGUUUUCAGACUUUAGCCAUGUAUAUGUUUAUAAGCAACUGAAAAAGUCAGGGCAUAUCAACACUUCUCCAGGCCCCCAAAACCCCCUUAGACCUC